Paramecium tetraurelia is the source of this 1350-nucleotide messenger RNA. RefSeq lists its product as uncharacterized. The record is from RefSeq and is a predicted model, not a curated record. Gene Ontology annotation, biological process: UDP-N-acetylglucosamine biosynthetic process. NCBI's taxonomy places the organism in Eukaryota, Ciliophora, Oligohymenophorea, Peniculida, Parameciidae. Gene Ontology annotation, molecular function: UDP-N-acetylglucosamine diphosphorylase activity. The transcript has 6 exons.
AUGGGAGAAUGCACUUCCAAGGUCUAGACAGAAAACAUCGCAAAUGAAUUGGAUUUUAAUCGCUAUUCAACAUACUAGAAACUAGAGACAUUGGCCAAUGAUUUCGCUUAGAACGAAAAAAUUGACACUACUUAUAAUUCAUUAAUUCAAAGGAUCAUUGCAGCCAAACAAGAACACAUAUUGAAACUACUUAGUGUGAUGAAUACUCAAGAAAAAAAGGAAUUUAUGGCUAAAAUAGAAUGGAUGGAUUUUGAGACAGUGGAUUCAUUGUUUUAUCAUUGUUGCAAACAGAAUCACAUGGAUAUAUUCAAAGGAUCAGUUAAAUUUUGUAACAACCUGCUGGAGAAGGACCUCAAUCUAAUUAAGCAACGUAAAGUUGGCUUGGUGUUAUUAUGUGGUGGUAACAGUUCUCGAUUGCCUAAUAAAAUCCUUAACGAUAUUGGAUUUCCAUCCAAAAAAUGCAUUUUUUAAAUUAUGAUGGAACGGUUAAAAAAGAUUAUCAUUAUGGCUCAAGAGGCUGCAGAUUUCAGCGGUUUCCCCAUAGGGAUAUUGGUUUCCGAUUAAAAUGCAACAGCCUUUUAACAGUAUAUAAAAAGCAAAAAGGAAUUCGGGUUUCCUUAAAUUCAUAUAAUGCAGCAAAAGUCACUUCCAGUCAUCAACAAACAUGGAUAAGUGAUGUUUGAAUCCAAUUUGCCUGUUCAAGCCCCAAAUGGAGCAGGAAGCAUCUUCUUAUAAUUGUCAACAUUUUAAAAGAAAUUUCCAAGUAUGCAAUAUAUUCAUUUGCUGGGAUUUGACAACUUAGCAGGCCUCCCUUUGGACCCUAUCGUCUUGAAUCUCAUGAAUUAAACUCAGACAGAUGUGAUUUGCAAAGUAAUCGAAACUAACUCAACUUAAGACGAUAGAUUAUUUUAUUAGAAUGGUUAUUUUAAAACGAUGGAAACCCAGGAUUCAAGUAUGACAGAGAAUCCUGAAAACUUAGCAAAGAUGUGUUUAAAUGACAUGUAUGUAUCUGUUGCUUUUCUCAACAAUUUAAAAUCGAAUCACGAAAAGUCAAUGAAGUUUUCUUAAAGAUAUCAUGUCAUCAGAAGGGGACCAACUAUUUAAUUUGAAAAACAUAUCCAAGACAUAAUAGAAAUAGCCAACUCCACAAUCUUAUAUUAGACUGAAGAUUAUGCACUUUUGGUGGAUGACCCAAAAAAGGCUGUGAUCUAACUCUCCAAUGUCCACAAAAGAUACUUGCAGCUCGAAGGAACUUAAGAUAAUGAACUAGUUGAAAUCACACCAUAUAUGAGCUACAGUGGCGAAGACCUCAGAAAGCAAGAAAAUAUCAUAUUCCCUCUGAUUAUAUGA